AUGGGAAAGCCAUCAGUUACAAGUUGUGGGAUCAUCCUCAGACUCGAUCAACGAAGGGUCGUCCUGGAUGUCCCAGCACGCAGUGUCCUGCGUGUCGUCGACGCUGGUCCUCUGGAAUACCGGAAGCUUGAUGUAUUCCAGCGCCGCCCGCAAGAAAUGUUGAAUCGCGUCGCGAUUCUUAUCCCGUACAAAGGGAUCUCUAUGAUACUCCCCGGCGCAACCGUGCCGCUCAGGGGUAUCAACGUACCCAAAGUCCUCAAGCGUUUGCCUCAGGAUGGCUUUUGGCCUGAGACCAAGCUCCAUGUUACGGUCUACGGUUGGACCAGCGUAACUCCACCAGCAGUGCUCCACAAUCUAGCCAGCCAGCACGGCUGCCCGAAGCCAUGGAGGAAUGCGUCGUCUAAUAAGAAGACGAGCCCAGGGAGCUGGACAGAGCUUAAGGGAGCCCCUCUUGGCAAGCUCCUAUGA
This is a messenger RNA of Lindgomyces ingoldianus, 468 nucleotides long. RefSeq lists its product as uncharacterized. Lineage: Eukaryota; Fungi; Ascomycota; Dothideomycetes; Pleosporales; Lindgomycetaceae. The record is from RefSeq and is a predicted model, not a curated record. Bases 1 to 468 code for a protein of 155 amino acids. The transcript is spliced from 2 exons.